Messenger RNA from Vitis riparia (riverbank grape), 3063 nucleotides. RefSeq names its product E3 ubiquitin-protein ligase MBR2. The record is from RefSeq and is a predicted model, not a curated record. The transcript has 9 exons. Lineage: Eukaryota; Viridiplantae; Streptophyta; Magnoliopsida; Vitales; Vitaceae. The coding region runs from base 560 to 2764 and encodes 734 amino acids. Gene Ontology annotation, molecular function: ubiquitin protein ligase activity.
CUCCCAGGCUUGCACUCUCUCUCUUGUUUCUCUCUCUACAACCCAACCCCCAACCCACAACCCACCUCUUUCAUCCAUUGCUCAGUGGCCUUGUCGUUUACCCAUUAUCUUUCAGAAAUCAAAAGUAACCGAAGAAACAGAGAGGGGCGUCAGAGCCGUUUCAUAUUUUCUUUCACCUACUAUUUCUUUCUUCAAUUCAUCCCCCAUUGAUCUUUAUCUCCCUCAGUCCUCUCAGGAGCUGAACUACUCUGAGCAGUGGGUUUGAUGCCCUUCUCAAAGUUUUUAAAUUUGCCUAGUAAUUGGCUUGUAUGGAAACAUUGAGCAAAAAUUUGAAGGGUUGCAACCAUGGUUCUUAUGGCAUAUCAUUUAACUCAGUUGCUACUGGCCAUGGAUUUUAGUUGUUAAAGUGAAUGAAUUGGGAGCCAUCCAAGUGUUAUGGUCUUAUAGAAUUUGAUCGUUGCUUGCAGGUCCUUCCCAGGUGUAUUCUUAGCAGCACACUGUUUGUGUUGGAAUAAUAUUUUGUACUUUCAAACUUUUUGGGGGAAAUUCAUCUGGUCUGAUGCAAGGGCAAAGAAGUACCAUUGGUUCCUUCUCUGAGACCAUUGAUUUUGGGCAGGGCUCUGUUUCCAAUAACACUGGCAUGAAUCAGCAGACUUCAUGGAAUAACAUGCUAAAUCCCGUUGAUAACCGGUUGUCAAACUAUAUGUUACCUUCCAAUGAGGCAAAUUUUACAUGUGUAAAUGCUGUCAAUCAUGAUGUUCAAAACUUUAAUGGCUGGCAUUUGGGUGAAUCUAGCUCUAGUAUGAAUCCACGAAACCAGGCGAUUAAUGCUGGUGUAAGAAUGGAACACGGUAGGUCUUCAUCUGGUACUCUUGCAGGGACUGAUCCUAAUUUGGAAGACAGGCGACUUGAUCUGGCUAAUAGCCCUCUUCAUGAGAGUGCCACUAGUGGCAAUCAGAUUACAAGGGGGCCUUUAUUUAUUCGGGGUUCCAGUUCUACUCGUAUCCCUCUGAAUGUAAAUCUAAAUGCUGAAAUUGUGGGAAAUUCUGGUAGUGGUGGGCAGGAAAUGGGAGCAGGCCUGUGCAAGUUAGGUGGAUUAGGAACAGAGCAGGUUUCACCUGUUAGUGCUUCUGCUGAUAAUAUAGGGGCCUCUUCUGGAAGUUCUGGUUCUUUGAUUGAGGAAAGCAAUGGUGGAUCAAGUUCUUCUUUGGGCAGUUGGGGCUUAUCCUGCAAGAGAAAGGCUCUUGAAGGUACUUCUGGACAGUCUUAUCCUGGUGGAAGUUCAAGCUGUUCUCCACAAGCUGAACCCAGUGCUUGGCUUGCUGUUCCUGCUCAUUCUAAUGCUUCUAACAGCUCAAGCAUAUCCACACCCUCAGGGAAUUCUCUCAGUGUGAAUCCUCCAGGGCUGCCAAACCAACAGUCUGGGAUUGGCAUGAGAGGAGUAGCUCCUUCUGAUGUUUUUCCUUCUUUAAGUGUUACAGGAAAUGCAGAAAACUCCCAGAGAAACUUUGGCAGGAGAGUAAAUCCGGGACAUCAACAGGAACCUGUGGCAUUUAAUUUAUCAUCAGCAGGAAUUACUAGGCGUUCUAAUGUUAGUUCCAAUCAUCAAUCAUCUAGGCCUCUGACAUUUAGUGAUUCUUUGGACUUGAGGCCAAAUGCAGCGGUAGCAGCCAAUGCAAAUGCACCCCAGAUUGCUCCCCAGAGCCAGUCUCAUGUACUACAUAUUCCUGGCUUGGCAAGAAAUAUGCAUCCUUUUCCUUGGAGUGGGGCUUCCAAUUCAAGAGCUGGCAGUUCAUCACGUUCAUUUAACUUUUCUAGGGAGAGAGCUGCUGUGUUACAAGAGGAAGCAAACCUAAGAAGCAACCACAGAAACAAUGCAGAGCAUCCCAUGUUUAUUCCUGCAACUGAGACUAGAAAUUUGGCACAGGAUCCAACACAUUGGAGUUUGGCCACAGGAAAUAUUAGCACUAAUGGAGGUGGUCCUUCAACUUCUCGAAUGGGCCUGAGUUCAAGUGUUCAUUCGUUGCCUACUGCUUGGAUUCCUGUUCACAAUCCCCCAACAUCAAAUCAGCAAAGAUUAUCAGAAAUUGCUCCUUGGACUUUAUUCCCAUCUAUUGAGUCUGAAGCUGGAGGUCUCAGUGGUCCUUUUUCAUCAUUGCCUUCUGGUCCUUCUGCUAACACACGGGAGACAGUUAUAUCAGCUGGAGCUAUUAGCCAAGUCCAUCAGCAAACAUAUCCAAGGUCUGGAUUCUUGAUGGAGAGGCAAGGAAAUGAUGUUCUUGGUAUGCCCCAUUCAUUGCGUGCUUUAGCAGCUGACAUAGAAGGGAGACACAGGCUAAUAUCUGAGAUUCGUCAGGUUUUGACUGCCAUGCGUAGGGGUGAGAGCUUGCGGGCUGAGGAUUAUAUGCUCUUUGACCCGUUCAUAUAUCAUGGGAUGUCCGAAUUGCAGGAUAGGCACAGAGAUAUGCGGCUUGAUGUCGAUAAUAUGUCAUAUGAGGAACUACUGGAUUUAGAAGAACGCAUAGGAGACGUGAACACUGGAUUGAGUGAUGAAAAAAUACUGAAGUGUAUGAAAAGGCAAAAAUAUUCAUCCAAUCCAACACCUGAGGUGGAGCCAUGUUGUAUUUGCCAGGAAGAAUAUGCUGUUGGAGAUGACCUUGGGAUACUGGAUUGUGGACAUGACUUCCAUACCAACUGCAUCAAACAAUGGUUAAUGCAGAAGAAUCUGUGCCCCAUUUGUAAAACAACGGGCUUGGCUACAUGAGAAGGGAUCACCAUCAUAUGCAGAAUCUCAAAACUUUACUUUCUUGCUUAUGGAUCAUUAAAUCCGACAUUUGGUGGAUUAUAUCUUCUUUAAUCUCUCUUCUGUCUGAAACCGGUUUUUGCUUGCUCAUUACCUGCAUAAUCUCAUGGAGAGACGGGAAUGAGCUGUUAUCUGGGUCAUGGAAAUGUUGCAGCAUGAAUGGUGCAAUGGCAUAUUUAUACCUUGGGAAAUUGGAGAAAACUUCAAAGCUUUAUGACGUUACAGACGUCUAUUGAAAUAAUAUUUAACAUUAUCCAACU